Heteronotia binoei (common prickly gecko) is the source of this 1572-nucleotide messenger RNA. RefSeq names its product tetraspanin-15-like. Bases 293 to 1249 code for a protein of 318 amino acids. NCBI's taxonomy places the organism in Eukaryota, Metazoa, Chordata, Lepidosauria, Squamata, Gekkonidae. The transcript is spliced from 8 exons. Gene Ontology annotation, cellular component: membrane. The record is from RefSeq and is a predicted model, not a curated record.
GGGAGAGAAACAUGGUUGCUCUCACAACAACCACAGCAACCCCAGGGCCCGGCUGUCGAUUUGCAACGGCUGCCUGUGACAAGCCCUCGAAGGGUUAACCUUAUCUUUUGUGAUUGCGCGGCUCCUGCCCCUUUAAUUGCUUUCACUUUCGCCGGAGCGGAAGUUGGAAGAAAGAGCCCCUGUAAAGCAAGGUAGCCAGUGUGGGAGCCUCAAUGUCGCGGACCGCCGAGGCGCCUUCUCGCUGAGCCCCUCCGAAGAAAGGCGGGCUGGAGCCGCCGCCGCCGCCGCCGCGAUGAGCAAAGAAGCGGAGUGGAAAGACUCGCUGCUCUACUACUACUGCAUCAAAUUCGCGCUCUCUGCCUAUUCCACCCUCUUCUCGAUCAUAGGCUUGGUGAUCCUCUGUGUCGGCAUUUAUGCGGAGGUGGAAAGACAGAAGCAUCGGACCUUGGAAGGCCUCUUCCUUGCUCCAGCCGUGAUCCUCCUCCUGUUGGGCACAACUAUGUUUGCAGUUUCCUUUAUUGGAAUGGUGGGAUCCCUCCGAGACAACAGGACACUGCUGAAAACUUUCUUCUGGGUUCUCUUGGUGAUCUUCAUCACAGAGUUGCUGCUGCUGCUUGUUGAAAUAAUCUUUGAAAAACAGAUGAAUGCAGUCUUCCAUGCCAGUGUUCAAGAUGGUAUAAGGCACUAUUACGAUGACUUGGACUUCAAAAAUAUUUUGGACUUUGUGCAGCAGAAGUUUUCCUGCUGUGGAGGUGACGAAUUCACAGACUGGAAUGUUAAUCCAUACCAUGCAUGCAACAGCAGUGGCCCUCUGGCUUGCGGAGUGCCCUACACAUGCUGCAGGAAGGUCCCUGGUGAGGUCAUCAAUACACUAUGUGGAUACAGGACUCUAAAUAAAGAGAGGCUGGAACUGGUGGACAUCAUCUAUGUGCGUGGCUGCAUCCAUGCAGUGGGCUUGUGGUUAAAAGACAAUUUUGAGGCUACUUUUGGGAUGGUUUGCUCUUUGCUUCUUCCUCAGGCCAUCGGGUUGGUGAUGGCCUGGCUUUACUGGCAGAAGCUCAACGAGAUUCAUUCCAGGUUGGAUACAGUUGAUUUCAAGCGCCUGGACAUGAGUGACUUCAACUUUGCCGCUGUGGACCUGACAGGCGCUGGCUGGUGCUGGUGCCUGCCCCGAGAAGGUGGCUACAUUCCAGUCCAAGAUAAAGAGGAGAAUGUGGCUGAUGAUGCCAUCUGCCAAAGCAAAGUAUGACAUUCUUGGGUUCUCUGAAUAAGUGGGCUCUGCAAGAGAAGUUGGAGCCCGAAGCAUUCAAAGAUAGCACUACGUGAAGGACAAGACACGAGGGACGUAAGUUAAUGACAUGUAGCAUGAAUUACAUAUCUGUGUGGUCUUUAUCACAAAAGGUGCUUGUGACCAUACACAGCCUUCAGGUGUGUAUGUCUGCGUGUGACUGUGUCUAAUUCAGGUCCAGUUUGGGUCCUGAGAGAGCAUUUCCCUGAUCCAGGAGGUUCCAAUUUUUUGUAUGUCUCUUUUUCCUGAAAAAAAAAAUAAAUUUGAAUUUUGUGGGGAAAAAA